Molecule: messenger RNA, 1269 nt
Organism: Alternaria viburni
Lineage: Eukaryota; Fungi; Ascomycota; Dothideomycetes; Pleosporales; Pleosporaceae
Exons: 3
Coding region: 1-1269 (422 amino acids)
Source: RefSeq, a predicted model, not a curated record
AUGAGGCUGCGAAUCACUCUAGCCAGCACUAUCGCACUCGCUGCCUCGGCGAUCGGUAGACAUGUUGAUAGUCCUGUUGUUACCAAAGUCUUCGGUGUCGACUCCUCAAAGGUUCCUCCCCGAUUCAGUCCUCUUGACUUCGAUGCUCUCCAGUUUAGUCCUACCCUUGACGCUCGAGGCCCCGAUGACUUCAAUAAAGGCGCGUAUGCUACCAAAGCUCUAUGGGACAAGUACCUGGAGAAGGGAAAUCGCUUGAUGUGUCUCAUGGAGGCUACUGAUAGAGGCGCUGGAUGGCUCUCCCAAGAUACUAGACAACCGCCUUCUGCAGCGAGCAGGUGGACCGGCGAUCUCAGAGCUGAGCUCAAGUUAUGGGGCUGGCGCGAAGGAGACAUGGACAAGGGUUGGGAGUGCGAGUUCACAAAGCUGGGGCUCAAAGAGGCAUUUGAAGGCCUCAAUCUAGACCCACGAUCCAUGUAUGAAGAAUCUGGCCAACCUCAAGAGGGGGCCAAUGACUGUUACUAUCUUCAACACUACGACGAAAGGUCUCAAGACUCGGAGGAUGAAGAUGGCGAAAUGAAGGAUGUCAAAGACCAGAAGUAUUACGUUGGGGGCAGGGAGUAUACGGCAACAGGCGCAUACUAUAAAUUCGCUGUCAACCACGGCGGAGGCAUGAUGGCUCAGAACAUCGAGAGUCCACGCCAUGCUGUUACGAUGCCGGGAGCAUGGGGUCGACAAGCAAACCCUGGAGAGCUUCCUGAACUCCAGUCCGCGUCUGACGUCUUCUGGGGAUAUUGGGUUCGUGAUAACCCUGAUGUCAAGAACUUCCGCGUCUACGGCGCUCAACAAGUCAUCAACACGGAUACUACUCUUCUGGUUGCUCGGGCGUUAAAGAACGUGGGUAAAGUACAGUUAUCGGUAUGGCCGGGUGACGUUUUCUCUCUUGGGACUGAUGAAUUCCGGGCCCUAGUUGGCUCCCCUAUCGGCGCGACUGCUGCAUAUAUCCUUGCAACACACAAGGCCGAACUCGGGAUUAAACGCAUCACCAAUGUGGUAGUUGUGACCGAUACGAUAAAACCGUAUAAGAGUAAACGUCCCAACGAUACUCUGCACAUGUUCUUCAUCAUGGAAGAUGUACCACCGGACGUUGUGACGAAGCCCGGUGAAGAGGACGCUGUUGCUAAGAGGCAGACUGAGCGAAUCUACUCCAACAUCAUCAGUGUCAGGAAUAACGGGACAGAUUUGGUUCGCGUGCAUACGAUGAUGGCCUAG